UUGUUGGUGGUGGAGAGAGAGACUGCAAAAGAAGGGGAAGGGAGAGAGAGAGAAAAAGAGACAGCCGGAGAUAGAGACGGCAAGUAAGUGAGGGCCAAUGAGGAUGACGAUGGACGGAGAGGCAGUGUGAGAGUGAGGAGCUGCUUCCCGGCUACAUGACAGCCUGAUGUAAGGAGACUAUGGACACUCCCUCUAAGGAGACAGCAGAGGAGACAGGAGAGACAGCCGUCCUCUCUGAGUGACCCCAGAGCAGCCAUCCAGUCCAGAGACAUCCCACACAGACUCCAAGCCCCUGAGACAGACUGCACAUCACCUUGGUGCUGAGAGAGUGCAGGGCAGUACAAGCCGAGGGAUGUGCCCAGUGGACUAAUUCCUUGUGCGGUACCAUCUUUGUUUCCAGCUGAAAUAAGUCCUGGGCAUUGGAGAUUCAGGACAGGGGUCCGUGUCCCCUCUACAUGUCUGCCCAACCAGUGGAUAUCGGCAUGAACCUGCCAACCCAGUCUGAUGGUGUUAAGGGGCGAGAGCCAGCGUUGGAGCUCCUCAGUCGGGCACAGGGGCAUGCGAUGCCCGCUGCAGUGGAGGUCACCCCUCUCCUCUCUGCAUCAGUGCCCUCUCCAAGCAGCCUCCCCCCAAGUCCCGGGGAGUUGAGGCAAGAGCCACGGGCAACGAGUGGUCCUGGAGUGCCCAUGGAUACCUUAAGCCGGGAGCAGCAGCUUCAGCAGCAACUCCUUCUCCUAAAACAACAGCAGCAACUUCAGAAGCAACUUCUUUUUGCCGAAUUCCAAAAGCAACAUGAAAACCUGACAAGACAGCAUGAGGUCCAGAUCCAGAAACACCUCAAGGUCAGCGUGACUCUUACUUUUCCUGUUGCCUAUACGCAGCAACAGCAGGAGAUCCUGGCGGCCAAGAGACAGCAAGAGUUGGAGCAACAGAGGAAACGAGAGAGACAGAGACAAGAAGAAGCCGAGAAACAGAGGCUGGAACAGCAACUCCUUAUACUGAGGAACAAGGAGAAGAGCAAAGAAAGUGCCAUAGCCAGUACAGAGGUGAAGCUAAAGCUUCAGGAAUUUCUGUUGAGCAAAUCUAAGGAGCUACCGGGGAGUGCGAACCAUUCCAUCUUACAGCACCCCAAAUGUUGGGGAACUCACCAUACCUCACUGGACCACAGUUCCCCUCCUCAGGCUGGGUCUCCGGCUACACCUCCUUCAUACAAGAUGCCUCUUCUGGGAACCUGUGAUGGCCGAGAUGACUUUCCCCUCCGCAAGACUGCCUCUGAACCAAACUUGAAGGUUCGCUCACGGUUAAAGCAGAAGGUUGCAGAAAGACGUAGCAGUCCUCUUCUCCGUAGAAAGGAUGGAACCGUUAUCAGUGCUUUCAAGAAGAGAGCAAUUGAGAUUCAGGUUUCGUCUGUAUGUAAUAGUGCCCCCGGAUCAGGACCCAGCUCUCCAAACAGCUCAAAUAGUGCCAUCUGUGAGAACGGACUGACAGGCAGUGUGCCCAAUAUCCCGAGUGAGAUGCUUCCUCAGCAGAGAGUUCUCACCCUGGAUGGAACAGGAGGGCCGCUAGGGCUGUACACAUCUCCUUCACUACCUAAUAUUUGCCUGCAGGGAAGCGCCAGCAACCUCAGUGGCCAGUUCACCCCUCAAGAGGGAGCAGAGCGCCAAAGUCUACGACCUAGUGGACCUUUCCUGAACACUAACACACUCUCCACACUGGAUGGGGGAGAGAUAAGUCUAGGGGCUCCUUCCCUCCUGCAGCACGUGCUGUUAUUGGAGCAAGCCAGGCAGCAGAGCGCCCUUAUAACAGUCCCACUACAUGGUCAGUCGCCCCUGGUGGGGGGAGAACGUGUAUCCCCUUCCCUUCGCACAGUCACAAAGGGCCCACGACAUCGUCCCCUGAGCCGCACACAGUCCUCCCCGCUCCCGCAAAGCCCCCAAGCCCUCCAACAGCUGGUCCUUCAACACCAGCACUAUCUUGACCAACAACAACUCAGCAAAACCGUGGAAGGAAUACGCCAGCCGCCGACCCAUCCUGAAGAAACAGAAGAGGAACUGACAGAGCAAGAUGGUGGUGAGAGAUGUCGUGCCAUAUUCACUCUGGAUGGAGGGACGGAGAGCGAAGAAACUCAAGAAGAGGAAGAAGGAGCGGAGGAUGAGGAGGAUGACAGUGAAGAGGGACGGACCAAUGGUGCAGAACAUGCAUUUAAAAAGAUGUUCCCAGACACUCUUCCUCUGUAUCAAGGUUCCCUUCCUCAUUCAGCUUUAAGUCGUACCCAGUCGUCUCCUGCUGCUCCACUUACCUCUGUCAGUUCAGAGCCGCGACGCAGAGUUCUAAGCACCACAGGUUUAGUCUAUGACACUUUGAUGCUGAAACACCAGUGCACUUGUGGAGACACCAAUAACCACCCAGAACAUGCUGGGAGAAUACAGAGUAUUUGGUCCCGUCUACAGGAGACUGGUCUACUAAGCAAAUGCCAGCGCGUGCGGGGCAGGAAGGCCACGCUGGACGAGAUUCAGACGGUACAUACAGAGCACCACACCCUCCUGUACGGGACCAGCCCGCAGAGCCGCCACAAACUGGAGAGCAAGAACCUGCUGGGUCCACUCUCCCAGAAGAUGUAUGCAGUGCUUCCGUGUGGUGGCAUCGGGGUGGAUAGUGACACAGUAUGGAAUGAGCUCCAUUCUCCGGCAGCAGUCAGAACGGCUGUAGGGUCUCUGAUCGAGCUGACAUUUAAAGUAGCAUCUGGGGAACUAAAGAAUGGAUUUGCAGUAAUCCGCCCACCAGGACACCAUGCAGAAGAGUCCGUUGCCAUGGGUUUCUGCUUUUUCAACUCUGUAGCCAUUGCCGCCAAACUUCUCCGUCAAAAGAUGAAUGUGGGUCGGAUUCUUAUAGUCGACUGGGACAUUCACCAUGGCAAUGGAACCCAACAAGCCUUUUACAGUGACCCCAAUGUCCUGUAUGUGUCUCUUCACCGUUAUGAUGAUGGCAACUUUUUCCCCGGCAGUGGCUCUCCAGAGGAGGUGGGUGCCGGUUGUGGAGUUGGAUUUAAUGUGAACAUUGCAUGGACAGGGGGAGUGGAGCCGCCUGUGGGAGAUGCAGAGUACUUAGCUGCUUUUAGGUUGGUGGUCAUGCCUAUAGCUCAGGAGUUCUCUCCAGACCUUGUCCUAGUCUCAGCUGGCUUUGAUGCAGUGGAGGGGCACCAGAGUCCACUUGGAGGCUACUCUGUUACAGCAAAAUGUUUUGGGCACCUCACCACACAGUUGAUGUCUCUGGCGGGAGGUAGAGUUGUCAUGGCUUUAGAAGGAGGACACGACUUAACCGCCAUCUGUGAUGCCUCUGAGGCUUGUGUGUCAGCCCUUCUGGGCAUGGAGCCUACGCCAUUUGAUGACAGUGUCCUACAGCAAAGACCCAGCGCCAAUGCAGUGACCACUCUAGAGAAAGUCAUCACUAUCCAGAGUAAACACUGGAGCUCCUUAAAAAACAUUGCGCUAAGCCACUCCUUCUUGGAAGCACAACGGGGUGAGGUGGAGGAUGCGGAAACCGUUAGCGCGUUGGCGUCAUUAUCCGUAGAUACAGAGCAAAGCAAUACAGACUGUAUCUCCAGACCAUUGGAAGAGCCCAUGGAGGAGGAGCCGACGGCCUAACUUCCCUUCCUGGGGACUCCACACACCACAAUCCUUUUUUUAUUUUCCUUUCUUAGUUUUUGUUAUGGUGAUCGGUUUAUUUUUUCUAUAAAAACCAAGAAACAGACAAAAAAAAAAAGAAAGAAAAAAAAAAAAAACACAAGAAAACUCAAUGGGUCAGAUGUCAUGUGUCCCAGCAGGCAAGACUAGCACACCCACCCUCCCUAUCCUCGGGGACCCCUCACUUUAGCUUACACGCCCUGCUCUGUCUGGUCUCCUGUUAACACUAAACGCUACUGCCAAUGUCUCAUCAAUCUGUGCCUCGUACACCACCAAUGCACGUGCAAGGUCCCUUUAAUAGCGCCACCAAUCCCAGCGUGUACCCAUCACUCAUGCCGGCAGCUUUCUUGUGAUCCGAUCCAACCUGACUGAGGACUAGGAACCAAGAGAAUUAACACAAUGAAUAUUUCUUGCCUCAUGAAGUGGUUACUUCCAGUGGGUUCAGGAUGCACUUUAUUUACCCACCGUUAAAUUCUGCCAUUAAUUGCAUUCUAUAUAACCUCCCCCCCCCUUCUCCAAAAAAAAAGGGUUAAUUGUCUUCUUUUUGACUACCAUUUCUUUUUGUUAAUGCAGAUUUGUAGCAGGCUUAUGGUUUGGAGGUAUUGCUGCUUAAACACAGGUAGUAGUAACUAUUUUUUCACAAACAGUGCGACCCCAGUCUAGUGGUGGUGUUCGGUAUUGCAGCAGAUUUACACUGAAAUGAAUGCUGUUGAGCUGUCAUACCAUGUACAACCUGUGGACAAGUGUGGCGCUGCUUCUGAAAAAAAAAAUAGCCAUGUUUCUCAUGUUCUGGACACUCUUUAUGAAGAUUGUCUGUCUAUUGUUUCUUGUGACUUGUUGGAAGUAUUCACUUGGGUCUACAAUUGCGCAAGCAGCAUAUUUAGCGACUUUUAUGCGUCUUUUGAUAUAGGCAGUUUCACUCUUUUUUCCUACCCUUAGAACUUUUUCUUUUUGACCAUGCAGUGGUCACGUAUUUAUCAUUUACAACUUAUGUCAAAAGUCGCUAUUUUGUGCGCAAAGGUACUUUUUUUAGGUGCAAAGCGACACCACCUACCAGUAAGGCGUGAGAAUCACUUCUACCUUCCACAAUUCAACAUUUAACCCCUUGUGGACGACAGCGUCCCACUCUCCUUCUAUGACACACGCAAUCAGGAGCUGAGUGCGGGUCAUAGCUUGGUGGUCCUGGCCGCUAUCUGCCACCAGGACCCAUUUCUAAUGCCAGACAUCAUCGAUCACUGUGAUGCCGGCUUUAACCCCUUAGACACCGCAAUCAGAUUUGAUUGUAGCGUCUAAAAUACAAGUAACAAUGUCCCAGCAGCUCUGUGAAAGUAAAAAAUACCUAACCUGCCAAAUUCAGGACCCGGGAAAGUGUCUACUUCCCUCCCUCACAAGUGUCUAGAAAAAGUGUAUGUGGUAGAGCUUUUCCCACCACAGCAGAGCUGCGCAAAAUUCAUCAUCCUGCUGCACCUUCUUGAAAAAUAAGAUGCACAUUAGUCAAACCCACCACCCAAAUAAACGUGGGGAAAUAGCUCUACCGAAGACAGUCUUUCAUAAAUCUGGGCCAUGGUACCUCUCAUAUAGCUGUCUGUGCUUCGGAUGCAAAAAUGCUAUUUUUCUUUGCUACAAAGAGUUAAUGAGGUGUUCCCAAUCUGAGGCGCUGAAGGCUGAAACGGCUCCUCGCUCCCCUCUCAUCCCUGUCCCUACUUGAUUGACAGUCAGCUGAAAGCCAAGCCCUGUUUCUAAAUCUCCCUGCUGCGCUGUGCAUACAAAUUGUGUGAGGUUUGGAAACAGGGCUCGGCUUUCAGUUGACUGCCAAUCAAGCAGGGACAGGCAUGGGAGGGGGGGGGAAGCAAGAAAACACUUCAGGAGCUUAGGAAUGCCUCUUUGACACUUGGCAGAGAAAGUCAAAGCAUUUUUCUACUUCAUAGAGGCACCAACAUAUCUCAAAGGUACCAUGUGUCUAACAGCUAUCUAACAGGGUCAGCAGUUAGGAACGGGACUUGCAGUUGACAGAUUCCCUUUUUCAGAAUAAAAAAAAACCCACAGCUGUGUUCUUCCAGAAACAGUGCCACUCUUGCUCUGCGUUUGUAUGUGGUAUUGCAUCUCAGCUCUAUUGAAGUAAAUGGAGCUGAGUUGUGAUCCUACAUUCAUCCUGAGAACAACCUGGUUGUAGAAAUACCAUAAGAAACACUCAGAAAUCUUGGUGUUUUUUUUAAAAGGAAUUAAAAACUGAAAAAAAAUCGAGCCUUAAAGGGGUACUCCGCUGCUCAGCGUUUGGAACAAACUGUUCUGAACGAUGGAGCCGAUGCCGGUAGCGCAUGAUGUCAUAGCCCCGCCCCCUCAUGACAUCACGCCCCGCCCCCUCAAUGCAAGUCUAUGGAAGGGGGCGUAGAUCUCUCUGUAGAUCAUCAUAUAAAGAUCUUUUAAGCUCGUCUGGUUGGGGGCUGACGAGGCCUGAGAAGUGGCAACAUUUCUCACCACUUACCUGUGUUUAUGAAGAAUAUCCUCCAAACAUAUGCUUCUGGUGGUUGUCCCACAAUAUUACAAAAGAAGUCUGUAACAUGAGGACCCAUUUAUUUGGGGUACGAUCGGUUCUCGCUCAGGGGUGGAAUUGAUAACAGCUUGAUCUUUUGGUUGGUGAAAAAUCUAUUGUGGGGGAACCUGUUCAUGUGCCGGCAGCCUUAGAAAAUGGCGGCCACCACUCAUUGUUUACACCAAGCAUGCUUCAACUUUUACAGAUGAUCCUGAAUCUGAGAACCAGUCAGGACAUGGGACUUUGAUGUAAUCAGAACUAUGGAGCUUUAUUUCUGCUUCAGCCUAUGGCUGACCCUAUCUGUAGGUCUUUGAUGGGGUUGAUUGUUGACUUUUGCAUUGGACCCAUAGCUUCUGACACAUGGAUGGGCAUACUUCAUCAUCAAGUCUCCAAGGGACUGAAGAGCUUGGAUAAUGCCUUCUUACAUAGUGGAUCCCCAACAAGCUGAACAUGAGGGGUGACAUUUAGCUGGUGACUAUCCACUGUUUUCAGUCAGUGCUGGCAGUACUCCAGAGCAGGAUGCUAUAAUUCUGCUCCAGAUAUCAGAGAGGAUCAAACUUGGAAAACGUCCCCUUCCUCUAAAGAAGACAACCCCUUUAACUCACAAGUCCACCAUGUAACAAAAUUACCCAUCCCACGGCAGUCCCUACAGGGCAUCAGAGUCAUGCUAAGUGUCCCUCUGCACGUAUGUGUGUGUGUAUAUGUGCAUUUUACCCAUUUACCAUGUAACCGUCCGGGGGUUGACAAUGUAACGGUGUACGUAUGUGCGUUCGUGUUAAUGUGAACAUAUACACACAGCUCAUACAGCUAUAGAUCGGAGAGGCGUAUCCUGCCAAGGACCAAAUUGAAACGAUUGCGUCUAUUGAAGGGUUUCACUUUUGUAAACUUUGAGCUAUUUAUUGCUUCUCUCUGUAGUUUCACUGCCCUUCCCCUCCCCCGUCCCCGAUUCAUAUAUUAUGUUAAUAAUGAAACUCUUUGACUGCUAUGCAAGUCGGCCCCUCUAUGACACAAUGAUGUAGCUUUCAGGUGCAGAAACUCUGGUUCCAACAAUUUUGGAUUUGGUGAGAAUUUUUGGGGCUUUUAUUGGAAGGCAUAACACUACGCAAUUGUAUGGGCACCUGGGUUUACGUUUAAUAUGUUGAGAUCUAUUACCUGUACAGCUAUUCCCUAGGAUGGGGACACUACCUAUUCGGUACAUGUAUACAGGGUCGGUGCACCGUGAGCCAAUGCAUUAUUUAUUAUGACGUACCUUUUGUAGAAUUUGUAUUUCUUUUACAUUACAUGCUGCAACCACAUGACUUCUUGUUUCAGUGACCAUCCCUGAAGUGCAAGUUUCCAUGGGACGUUCUGUCUCCUAUAGCAAUAACUUGCAGUUCUAGGACCCACAAGCCUAUUUUAGGUCAGUAUGGUGGAUAGAACUGUGGUCCUGCAGUGCUGGUGUCCUGGGUUCAAAUCCAACCAGGGGAACCGUCUGCAUAGAGUUUAUAAGGUCUCUGUGUAUUUGUGUGGUUUUCCUCUCGCACUCCACAAACAUACAUAUAGGUUAUAAAUAAGUAAAUUGGGCCCUACCGCUUUACAG
Messenger RNA from Hyla sarda, 7795 nucleotides. RefSeq names its product histone deacetylase 5 (gene HDAC5). The coding region runs from base 456 to 3644 and encodes 1062 amino acids. NCBI's taxonomy places the organism in Eukaryota, Metazoa, Chordata, Amphibia, Anura, Hylidae. The transcript has 27 exons. Gene Ontology annotation, molecular function: histone deacetylase activity. Gene Ontology annotation, cellular component: histone deacetylase complex. The record is from RefSeq and is a predicted model, not a curated record. Gene Ontology annotation, biological process: negative regulation of transcription by RNA polymerase II; chromatin organization.